GCCCCGCGGCCGUCUCCGACGCCCGCCCCCACUGGGCGGCGGAUGGGCCGAGGACGGCGUUCCGACGGCGGACUUCGCCAGCCCGCACGCCGCGUACCUGGCCGGCUGCUCGCUCGUGGUGAACCACCUGGAGGCGAGCUGCGAGGCCGUGCGGGCGCUCUGCGUGGGCCUGCGCGAGGAGCUGCCGCACGCCUACGCCAACGGCUACCUCACGCCGCCGGGGUCGCAGGCCGUGGCGCCGCACGCGGAUGACCGUGACGUGCUGGUAUGGCAGUGCGCCGGGCGCAAGCGCUGGAGAGUCUACGCCGAGCCACCAGUGCAGCUGCCGUUCGAGCGCGAGCAGGUGGGCAAGUCGGACGAGCUCCCGGUCCCAGAGGCCACCCUGCUGCCGGGGAACCUGCUGCUGGAGGAGACGCUGGAGCCGGGCGACGUGCUGUACAUGCCCCGGGGCUGGGUGCACGAGGCGGCGACGGCGGAGUCCGAGGGCAGCCUGCACCUCACCGUCGCGCUGGCCACGCAGGACUGGGCCUGGUCGUCGCUGGCCGCGGCGGCGAUAGCUCGCGCGGGCGCCAGCUGCGCCGACGUGGCGGCCUUCCGCGCCGACGUGGAGCGGCCCGGCCCUCCGGGCGAGCAGUGCGGGCAGCGCGCGCGGAGCCUGCGGUGGCGCGCGUCCGCGCCGCCCGCGCUGGUCUGCGCGGCGCCGGAGGCGGCGAGCGCGGUGGCCGCCUGCGCCGAGGCCGCGGCGCUGGCGGCGGGCGAGGCGCGGCUGAGGGCGCUCGGCAUCGGGGCGGCGGAGCUGCGGCGGGAGCUGCGCGAGAAGGGGCGGCUCCACAACGAGCGGCAGGACCAGCUGCCUGCGGUGCCGCGGCCGCUGGAGGCGGCCGGGUGCCUGUGCGGGGACAGCUUCGUGCGGCGGCCCAGCGCCGCCGAGCAGGAGCAGAGGGCGCGGGAGCGCGGCGGCGCGGGCGCCGCGGGCGCGGCGCAGCCGCAGGGGCUGCAGGCGCGCGAGGGGGUCGAGCCCACAAUGCACGCCAUCCUCGCCGCGCUCACCACGAGCAGCACGCGGGUCCGGGACUUCGCCGAGGCGCCUGGCGCGGAGCUGGCACUCGGCGCCUUCGGCAAGGUGUGCUUCGCGCGGGCGUGCAUCGAGCUCGGUCUGCUCGUGCGCUGCGACCAGCACGGCUCGCUCUUGUAGCUUCGCGCUCACGAUAGUCUACCAUUUGUCCAAAGCUUUCUCGUUUGCCAAUCGUCUUAGCUGGCCCGCGACGGUUUUGCAGCAUCAUCGUCAUCAUCCC
Molecule: messenger RNA, 1295 nt
Organism: Prorocentrum cordatum
Lineage: Eukaryota; Dinophyceae; Prorocentrales; Prorocentraceae
Source: the annotation of a GenBank genome assembly